Molecule: messenger RNA, 1319 nt
Organism: Lactuca saligna
Lineage: Eukaryota; Viridiplantae; Streptophyta; Magnoliopsida; Asterales; Asteraceae
Source: the annotation of a GenBank genome assembly
CAUAGACUUUCCCAGCUCACAUAUUCUGGCCGGCGCCAAAAGUAGUCACCGGCCACCUUCAAAUACCCCUCCCACUUUCUUUCAAUUUCAUCAAUCGUAGACUUUACACGCAAAGCUGCAAAUUCAUCAAAAUCACACACGAAAUCCAUGGAUAUCUUUUCUUACUUCACCUCGAACAUUGACACAGAGAAGAUGGGUUUUGAUGACGACGAAUUCGAAGAUGCUGAAACAGGAACAGCUCUUUCUUUGAUUUCAGAUGCAUUUGAGGAACUAUCGGAUUUAAUUAAAAAGGAUAAUGGGGUUUCCAUCGAGCUGCGUUUGAAACCCUUUUGUGAUGCGUGUUCUUUGGUCUCUGUUCUAUUUGGUUCGCUUGGCAUCGCUUUCAAAUUUGCCGAGAUGGAAUACACCUCCAAGGUGCGUGAUCUUUCUGAAGCAGCAAGUCUUUAUGGCACUUUAAGUAAAGUAAUUGAUUACGAUGUUAAAAGCGACACUGUGCAAUCAGCUGAGAGCCUUACUCGAAAGCUUCGAAGAGUUAGGCAAGGUCUAGAUCUUAUCAGAGAAUUGUUUCAGAAUUUCUUGUCAACAGAUGAUUACUCGUUGAAAGAAGCAGCUUCAGAGGCUUACAAACAAGUGUGCGCUCCAUAUCAUACAUGGGCGGUUAGAACUGCAGUUUCAGCUGGAAUGUGUGCUCUUCCAACAAGAGAUCAACUCUUGUUAAAUCUAAAUGAAAGUGAUGAAUCAGCAGAGAGUGAAAUGAGAAGGUAUAUAAAGGCUUCGCUUCCGAUUAUAAAUUACAUUGAUAAUCUCUACACUUCAAGGGGAAUCACUUUGGAUUGGUGAUAUUUUAUUGUACAAAGCCCAAAGUUGUUCACAAUUUUUUUUUCCAUGGAAAUCAUCUAUGUUAUGUUAUGGUGUCAAGGUGUGUUUGUUCCUAUUCUUUUUGUAUAUUGGCCAUUCUUUGUUACAAUUAGGUGAAUUGUGUUAGAAUUAACUUAGUUUUUAUAUUACCAUUGGCGCUAUUGGAGAUUUAUGUACAUGUUGGUUUUGGUAUUUUUUUUUUUCUUGAAUUUGUGUAUAGUUGUGUCGCAUCCCAUUUUCCAAUAAUUUUGUGGUUGGAAUUUUCGAGUAAUAAUAAUUUGUAAUAUUGUAAAUAAAGUCAAAUCAUUAUAAAUUUGAAACGUAAACCUUUGUAGAGUAAUAUAGUAAAAACCAUGACAUAAUUUACAAUGCAAAGGGGUAUAAGUUUGGCCCAAGUCCCAAUGUGUGUAUAGGGCCUUUUAUUGAGUUUUAGGUAUUAAUGUAUGCUAAAUGUAAAGACG